This is a messenger RNA of Blastomyces gilchristii SLH14081, 715 nucleotides long. RefSeq lists its product as uncharacterized. The annotation marks the transcript as partial. The transcript is spliced from 5 exons. The record is from RefSeq and is a predicted model, not a curated record. NCBI's taxonomy places the organism in Eukaryota, Fungi, Ascomycota, Eurotiomycetes, Onygenales, Ajellomycetaceae.
UGUUCACAAUUGUGUGAUCUAUUCCUGAUUCAGCUAGUAUUCUGUGUACACUCUUAUAAAGAAACUUUCACUAUAUUACAUCACUCAUUUACUAACUUUUCUCAUUCUUCAAUCAUCUUCUUCAUUAUUAUUAUCAUUAAAUAUUAUCAUUCUAUUCAAGAUUUCUGCUUCUUCUUCUGUUCAGCAUCUUCUAUUCAUUUAUCUAUUACAUUAUACACAUUUCUGGUAAUGACUUCUUGUUCUCAUAAUAAGCAUCAUUGUAGUGCUCAUACCAGGCAGUUCAUUAGCAAAUCUUCAUAUGUUGACAGAUCUGCAUCUGCUGAUGAUCAUGAUCUCAAUGUUGAAUUAUUAAUUGAGAACUUGAAGAACGCGAUAAUGAAGGAAUUACUCAUAAUUACUUCUCUCUUCAACAGUGUUAAGAUUUUUAAUAUUAUAGAAAUAUCUACUCUGAUGAAUUUCUUCAGAAUAAUAGAUUUGUAUCAAUCUGUAUCAGUCUAUUCUCAAAAUACAGAUAUUAUACUCAUAAUACAGAUAAAAGAUAUCUGUGUUUUCAGAAAUAAAAACACAGAUAUUGUAUUCUUUUACACUCAUAGAUGUGAGACUUAUACAUCUUAUCUGAGAUAUUAUUAUGAGAAUGAGCUGUUUACAUGCUGUGUUCUGCUUUCUGCAUUUCUCUGUGUCUCUCUCUCUCUUUCUGAGAAGCCUUGUAUGUGUU